CUAAUUGUGCAAAAAUGUAAAAUUUUCGCCAACAUAUUUAAAAAUUAUCUUCGAUUAGCUCCGCUCAUACGAGAGAGAGAGAGAGAGAGAGAGAGAGAGAGAUGAUUCUGCAGAACAGGUACUGGGUGCUGAGACACGGCAAGAGCAUUCCAAACGAGAGAGGUCUCAUUGUUUCCUCUUUGGAAAAUGGAAUACGCGUAGAAUAUCAGUUGGCUUCCGAAGGAGUUAAUCAAGCACAGUUAGCUGGAGAAUUAUUCUUAAGGGAACUGAAGGAAAAUAACAUACCUAUUGAAAAUGUCCGCAUUUGCUACUCUCCAUUUUCGCGAACAAGCCACACUGCUAAAGUUGUUGCAUCUGUUCUAAAUCUCCCAUUUGAAGGCCCUCAGUGCAAGGUGAUGGAGUAUCUCCGGGAACGUUACUUUGGUCCUUCGUUUGAACUGAUGUCACAUGAUAAAUAUCCUGAGAUAUGGGCUCUUGAUGAGAAAGAUCCAUUCAUGCAGCCUGAAGGUGGAGAAAGUGUUGCUGAUGUAGCUUCUAGACUUGCCAUUGCUAUGGAAACCAUGGAGUCAGAGUUUCAGGGAUGCACAAUUCUGGUGGUCAGCCAUGGUGAUCCCCUGCAAAUCCUGCAAACAAUGCUUGGUGCACUAAAGCAGCAGACAGAUUCAGCUCUUUGUAAUGACUUGCAGGCUGUUUUAGUCCCUUCCAUCUUGUCACAACAUCGGAAGUUCGCUUUGCUUACUGGAGAACUCCGGGCGGUUAUAUGAAUUCGAGCUAGCUCGGAUUAAGUGAUUUUUUUCAAAAUUAUUAGUAUUUACAUGAUUGUUUCUGAUGCAAUACUGCAAUUCUUGAUCUAUUUUUCCAAUGAUAGAUUAUCAGGAACAUCAAAUAGCAGUAUUAAUUGAGAUGAAUUUAUUCCAGAAGGAAUUUACUGUAUUGGAAUAAAGUAGAUACUGUGUAGAGAUGUUAUAGUUUAUAAAUUAAAGUUCGUGUUAUUCCA
Malania oleifera is the source of this 997-nucleotide messenger RNA. RefSeq lists its product as uncharacterized. The record is from RefSeq and is a predicted model, not a curated record. NCBI's taxonomy places the organism in Eukaryota, Viridiplantae, Streptophyta, Magnoliopsida, Santalales, Ximeniaceae. The transcript is spliced from 6 exons. The coding region runs from base 102 to 764 and encodes 220 amino acids.